CCUGCAGAGCGGCUCCAGCUGGAGACCCAGUCUACAAACCCACCGGUCACGGGAUCUCGAUCAGAGUCGCGCUUUCCUGCCCGGCCGGUGAGGGAUUUGGCGGGUGAUCUCUCCGCGCGAGGCAAGGACCUGGCUCCUGAGACUCUGCGCCUCUUCUAACCCCGUCGUUCCACCCGGAGGAACCCGGGAUCUGCCCCGGUGAACGAACUCGGAAAAUCGGAGUUUGCAAGCCGAGCAGCAGCACCUGUCCAGGGCGAGCGUGAGAGCUGAUGUAGGGGACACAGUGACUCUUGCCCUCGACGCCUGUCUUUCUUCUCUGCAGGUCAAGCUCGUGCCCAACCGGGGGGAAAUGUAUCAGAGCUUGGCGCUGGCCCAGAGCCCCGGCCAGGCCACCUACGCUGACUCGGGAGCCUUUUUGCACGCUUCAGGAGCCGGCUCCCCGGUGUUCGUGGCACCCACGCGUGUGCCUUCCAUGCUGCCCUACCUGCCUGCGUGUGAGCCGGGCUCGCAGCCUCCCGCGCUUGCCGCACACUCUAGCUGGACUCAGGCAGCUGCCGCUGACUCCUCAGCCUUCGGCUCCGGAAGCCCGCACCCGCCAGCCGCACACCCACCGGGGGCUUCCUCCUUCGCAUUCGCACACAGCCCCCCGGGGUCCGGCAGCGGCGGCAGCACGGGGGCCCGGGACAGCGGCUCCUUCCAGGGCGCGCUGCUGGCUCGCGAACAGUACCCGACCCCGCUCGGGAGACCCAUGAGCGCAUCGUACCCCACAACCUACCCGGCGUACGUGAGUCCCGACGUAGCCCCUUCGUGGACCUCCGGACCCUUCGAUGGCAGUAGCAUCCUGCACGGUCUCCAGGGCCGCCCUAGUGGCCUCCCUGGCCGACGGGCCACCUUCGUACCUGACUUCUUGGAGGAGUUCCCUGGUGAGGGCCGGGAAUGUGUCAACUGUGGAGCCCUGUCUACACCACUGUGGCGCCGUGAUGGCACUGGGCACUACCUAUGCAACGCCUGUGGCCUCUAUCACAAGAUGAACGGGGUCAACCGACCACUGGUGAGGCCUCAGAAGCGUCUGUCCUCAUCCCGUCGAUCCGGCCUCUGCUGCUCCAACUGCCACACUGCCACCACCACCCUCUGGAGGCGCAAUGCUGAGGGAGAGCCUGUGUGCAAUGCCUGCGGCCUCUACAUGAAGCUCCACGGGGUGCCACGGCCGCUAGCCAUGAAAAAGGAGAGCAUCCAGACCAGAAAACGGAAGCCGAAGAACCCCGCCAAGAUCAAGGGCUCCUCAGGAUCCACAGCAAACACCGCAGCCUGUUCUCCUGCUCUCCCUAACACUGAAGGCUCAGCCACCACUUUGAAAGCCGAGCCCAGUCUGGCGUCUCCGGUGUUUCCUGGGCCCACUAUCUCCUCCCAGGCCUCCUCCAGCCCAGCGAAUGAAUCCCUGGCCCCCAAUCAUUUGGAGUUCAAGUUUGAACCUGAAGACUUUGCCUUCGCCUCCUCGCCCCUGAGCCCCCAGGCUGGCCUCAGUGGGGUCCUGCGUCAGGAGGCCUGGUGUGCCCUGGCCUUGGCCUAGGUGCUCAGGAAACGGUGGUUCCCAGGAACAGAACCUGCCAAUCUGACUCCUAGAACAGGAGCAGAGACAAAGGGGUUCCAGGAACAGAGGUUAGCCUCUGAAGCCAACAGCCCCAGGGGCCCCUCACCACUGUGGAGGGGGGCAGCUUUUGCGCUGACAGCCUAGAAGAAGGCCGGUGGGUGAAGAAGACUUGGAGGAUCAUCUGGGAUAGCAACGGACUCCCCAGACAUCUCAUGGGCCCCUCUGUAGCCGAGACGACUGGAGAUACCCACCGAUGACUCAAACGCCAUCAACGGUCAACUUUUACAGUUUGUAGCAGCUGGCAAAGGUUCACAGCAUCCCACAGUAAAAUCUGAUCCAAGCGAAACAAACAAGAGUCCCGGCCGGCAAUAAGGAGGAGGGGGACCCGACACGAGGCCUCUGGGGGAAUCUCACGGUCUUAACGUCCCAUAUUUGACUCUGCAGGGCUGAGUGCUUUUCUUGCCUACAAACGCAGGACUGUCAGAGACCGGUGAGCAGGCUGAGCACUGUAGCAAGACACCACUCCAAGGCAAUUCAUCCCUCUGGCCGUCA
Messenger RNA from Mesocricetus auratus (golden hamster), 2143 nucleotides. It is a transcript of the gene Gata5, whose product is annotated as GATA binding protein 5. Bases 350 to 1570 code for a protein of 406 amino acids. NCBI's taxonomy places the organism in Eukaryota, Metazoa, Chordata, Mammalia, Rodentia, Cricetidae. The record is from RefSeq and is a predicted model, not a curated record. Gene Ontology annotation, molecular function: zinc ion binding; RNA polymerase II cis-regulatory region sequence-specific DNA binding; DNA-binding transcription factor activity, RNA polymerase II-specific. The transcript is spliced from 6 exons. Gene Ontology annotation, cellular component: nucleus. Gene Ontology annotation, biological process: positive regulation of transcription by RNA polymerase II; negative regulation of transcription by RNA polymerase II; cardiac muscle tissue development.